GAACGAACCAUCAGACAUCAAGGGCAAUGAAAUACCGCUUGCUUUAACGUGUCAAUAGUCUAUUUUUAUUUCCGUAUUUUUCUUUAUUUCAAAACUCUCAGUAGGGCUUCGUGGUUGUAACUUGGCUCUUAUCCCAACGUUUUACUCCAGAAAUAUGUCAACAACAGAAGAGCACUUCAUGUAUUUUGCCUUCGGAAGCAAUUUGUUAAAGGAGAGACUUCAGCUUGCGAACCCUUCGGCAAUAUUUCACUCCACCGGACGACUGAAGGACUACACAUUAAACUUUGGUCUGUGGGGGGAGCAUAUUGACAACCGUUGGCAUGGAGGGGUAGCAACCAUUGAGCCGAAGGAGGGGGAAGAAGUGUGGGGUGUUAUCUGGAGGAUGUGCAACCAACACCUAACCAGCCUAGACCAGCAGGAGGGGGUUGACAGGGGUAUGUACUGUCCACUAGAGGUGACGGUGGAGACCAGUGACGGGACGACGCUGCUCUGUAGAACAUACCAGAUGAAUCACUUUCACGCCUGUCUCCCUUCACCACAAUACAAACAGGUGGUGUGUUUAGGAGCCCAGCAGAAUGGUCUACCGAUGCAGUAUGUUAGGAAGCUAGAGGAGGUUCAGACCAACAGCUACAACGGACCUUCAAUCCUGGACCAGAUCUCACAGGUCAUGAAGUAAACAAAGGAACAACCCUGGUCAGAAGGAGGACACGCAUAAAAAUUAGGGGGCCAAUUUGGGAUAAAGAGAUAUCAACAAGACUGAGAUGUUGCUUUGAAGAGAGAUGGGAGAAACUGUAAUGUAUUAAUGUGGCCCUAAAUUGAAAUGAUUUACUGCAGGAAUCAAUUUGUUUAAUGAAAAUGAUUCUUUGGCUCAUAAGACAU
This is a messenger RNA of Esox lucius (northern pike), 879 nucleotides long. It is a transcript of the gene ggcta, whose product is annotated as gamma-glutamylcyclotransferase a. NCBI's taxonomy places the organism in Eukaryota, Metazoa, Chordata, Actinopteri, Esociformes, Esocidae. The coding region runs from base 155 to 676 and encodes 173 amino acids. The record is from RefSeq and is a predicted model, not a curated record. Gene Ontology annotation, molecular function: gamma-glutamylcyclotransferase activity. The transcript is spliced from 4 exons.